Molecule: messenger RNA, 2745 nt
Organism: Orbilia oligospora ATCC 24927
Lineage: Eukaryota; Fungi; Ascomycota; Orbiliomycetes; Orbiliales; Orbiliaceae
Exons: 10
Coding region: 1-2745 (914 amino acids)
Source: RefSeq, a predicted model, not a curated record
AUGGCUCUUAUGACAGUCCCCUACAACAGCGCCAUGCGCUUAGGCAUGGGCUUCAACUCUUAUACCCAAACUCUCUGCGUUAACGAUGUUGUUCGGAAGCGUGGUGGUACACCGGCCACUGAAGAAGAUCUGCGUGCUGUAGAGCUUCUCGAGCAACCGGAAUCCAACACCAAGCAAAUUACCGAAGGCGCACAGCAGGCUCCUCCAGGGAAGGUUCUGGAGGGAGCAAACGGUACCAUGUCGAGGAAAGUUGUUGAUGGACAAAAGGAAGUCAGCCAAACUGUCAUUUGGGAUGCGAGCUUUGUCGAAAAUAGUUCAGAUAUUCUCAAGAAGCUCGAAGUAAGCGGUGCUCUCACUAUAAAGCUAGAUGGUUUGGGCCAAGUCUCCGGUAAAGCCGCAUUCAUCGACUCCGAGGAUAUCAAAAAUGCCGAUAUUAAAUACGAAGUCAAUGUCAAAGUUACAAACCAACGCCUGAUCGCAGAGGAUAUGACUGAGUUUGUCCCAAUUGACUACAUAGAGGCGGGAAGAUUUACAGAGGUCUACGGUGACUGCUUCAUUUCAGGUUUUAUUGAAGGUGGAGUAUUUGACGCCCUCGUUACCAUUACGACUGCAGACACUAUGAAGAAGAAUAGCCUUUCUGGUAGCUUGUCGCUAUCAGCAAAAAUUAGUGCAGUUGAUGUCGAGGGUACGGUUUCUGGGUUAAGCAGUAAGGAUUCUGCGCUCAAAAAUGCGAAGACUAAUAUCAAAGUUACGUGGUCUGGUGGCGGCGAUAUUAGGCCUGACUCCAUCAAACAAUGGACUCUAGAAAAUUUAAAACAAAUAGCUAUGGAAUUCCCCGACGCUGUAGCUGCGUGUCCGCAGCGUGUCAGGCAAGUAGACUAUCUCACAAUUAUUAGCGCCGAGCCUUCCGAUUACGAGAACGCCGGUAUCUAUACAUCGUCUUUGUAUGACGCGUAUACGGACUACAAAAUUCUGUGGAACCAAAUCCAUGCCAUGAUGUCUAAGCUGAACAAGAAUGAACUUGAACUCUUUGCCCAAACGGCCUCCAAUAGCCUAAAAAAAUAUGCUGGAAUCGCGAAAGAAGAGCAGGAGGCAAAAGAAAAACAUUAUAUAGAGCUUCUCGAAGCACUAAAGAAAGGGAAAAGCAGUCAAGCUUUAGUAGCCGGGGGGUCUCGGGGCGUUACAAAAUCAAUUGAGAAACCGCUGCCGAACAACAAAAUAGAACUCUAUGAUCCUGAUAUUUUUGGCUUGGAAGUUGCCGCUCGCGAUUGCCGGUUUGAGAUGAUCAAAAUCGUUAAGGAGGUUGAUGCUGUCACAAGGGAUCCCAAGGUUGCCUGCGAUCCUUACCGUACAUCACAAUAUCUGAGCCCGAGCAUUUUUAGAAUGCUCCUUCCCACGCCAUAUAAAGACCGCCUGCCUACCCGCGACGAGUGGGACAGUACAAAUAAGGAGCUCAGCAAGCAGAAGAAAGACGCAGAAGAUAGACAAAAGCAUAUCGAUGAACUUAAAAAGAAGCUAGAAGCCGCUCUUAUAACACCUAGAAGGGAUGAGAAUGGGACUCUUCUUGCAAAUACAAAUAAGGAUAAUGCGAGUCUACAUCCGAAGGUACAGACUUCAUUGUCCGCGCUUUCCCACAGAGCGGACAACUACCGCAUGCAGAGUCUCCUAAAAGACAAAAACAGCAUUUCAACUGGCGCAUCGUUUUUCAACGACCUUGAGCCUUUGGAAGUUGGUGCACGCCCUACUGAGCUGAGGCUAUGGAGCGAUGAAAAGAAGAUCAAAUGUAUCUGCGUAGUCUACACUACUGGCACUGAGAUUACUCGCGGAACGAAAGAGGGAAACCCUCAGCAUGUGAUACAACUCGACCAUGAUGAAGUGAUCACCGAGAUCGAAAUGCAUGUCGUCAAUGGUACAGAAGGCAACCCCUCGGUUACAACCAUAGCUGUGGCGACCUCCAAGUGCAACAUUCUAUCAGCUGGAACCAAAUCCAACGGUAAAACUCAUAGCUUCUCUAUGGUAGACGAUCGUCAGUGGUCAUUCCGUGGGUUCUUCGGCUUUAUUUCUGAUGGUGGCUUUGAGGACCUCGGAAUCGUCUGGGGCAAGGAUAUUCCUAUGCCAGCGACGAGUACCGUUAAGAUGCCACCAGCCAAAAAUCUUCUUGGAAUGGGUUCUUCACUGCAGCAGAAGACCAAGACUGCAAUGUCUGCGACCAAGCCCAAUGAGCACUUCUACCUAGGUGAUUGCGUUAGCACCGGGUCCUCAUCUUCAUUAGCCACUAGCUUCAGUGCGCUCGAUACUAUUGAUGGGUCUUCUGUAAUCCGCAAGAUCGCUUUUAGCUCUUCGUCAGGAAGGCUCAGCGGUCUCAAGAUCAAGUAUAGCGAUGACAAACAGGUAACAUCCGGUGCCUACUCUCAGGCUAAUGAAGCGUGGAGCUGUGAUGUCGUAGCCCCUAUAGUCGCAGCCAAGCUGACUGUGGGAAAGACCCUAAGCGCUCCUGUGCCAUUUGUCGAUUCGGUCGAGCUGGUCUGUGGAGAUGCGAAUGGAGAACUGCCCUUAUGGCCAUUGGACGUGUCUACGAUCCGAUAUCUUGGAGACCACAAACCAGAUGACCAGCUCGAAAUCGUCUCUAAAUUGACCGAGCAGGCUCCAAAGCUUGCUCGUGCUAAUUGGACCCUACGUGGCUUCUACGGAGAGGAGAGCGAAGGACUCAUCACGAGGCUUGGCCUGAUCUGGGGUUGUGCUUAA